This is a messenger RNA of Astyanax mexicanus (Mexican tetra), 4835 nucleotides long. RefSeq names its product SIM bHLH transcription factor 1a (gene sim1a). Bases 1108 to 3369 code for a protein of 753 amino acids. Gene Ontology annotation, molecular function: protein dimerization activity; DNA-binding transcription factor activity, RNA polymerase II-specific; RNA polymerase II transcription regulatory region sequence-specific DNA binding. The record is from RefSeq and is a predicted model, not a curated record. The transcript is spliced from 12 exons. Gene Ontology annotation, biological process: regulation of transcription by RNA polymerase II. NCBI's taxonomy places the organism in Eukaryota, Metazoa, Chordata, Actinopteri, Characiformes, Acestrorhamphidae.
AAACCCUUAUCGCACUUAUGUUGAAUAAAAUUAAUAAAACCAAUCAGCGGUUACGACUUUCCAGCGUCCCUCUCUGUUGCAAAUGUUCUGCUUUACCUUUAAUGCGGAAGCUUCUGAGGCGACUAUUAGCAUAAGAGUGUGCGCCUAAAUAUCACACACACAAAUACAUUUCAGCGCAGAGGUGAGGGGUUCGCCUUUCACUUAAAUCCACGUUUCACUUGCAGCGCUCAUCUGUGAAUGCCCUAUGGGAAAUUGCACUUUCUUUUCACACCUGUUUUCCUGCAUUCCCCGCCCAAUUUCCUCAGCUUGGCCACUAUUGGGCGGACUUUUCCCAAGUGUGAACUACAGGCCAAUCCUAGCGCAGAAGGGGUACACACUACGCGCCAAUCCCAGCAAUAUGGGCGGGGUUUAUGUGAAUACAGGUAGGAAAAGAAAAACAAGGCCGUGUUUGCCCAAUAAGAGCGGGACUGGCUGGUAGAAAAACGGGGCGGACCGCUCUUCUGCAAAAAGCUGGAGAGUUUGGAGCAGUGCAUGGCAAGAAACUCACACGCGUACACACACUCGCAUCUCCUAAACUCGUGUUUUUUUUUGUGGAUAAAAUGCUGCCGUUUCUACCCUCGUUGGUCUUGGAGUUCGAGAUCGUGGAAAAGAAAGAGGGGAUAUUCCGCGUUGUAGGGUGGUCUGCUCAGAAGGAGGACGUGAAUGUUUAAACCGAAUUAAAGCCUUCUUGUUUUCUCUCCGGAUGGAUGUUUUCCCCCGUAUGAAGAAGAGCUGGGCCUAACUGGAUUUGCUGUUGAGUAAAGAAGUCGCUUUGCUACCCGUGCUGGAUAAAACUUACCAAGCGCUGCAAUUUCCAUCGAUAUGUUCUUUUACUGUCGCUCUUUUCUGAAUUCUCGUCGCUUCCUGAGUGGCUGUGUUUGUUUGGAAGGUGCAGGAGAAUGUGUGUGACCUGUCUGGUCUGAGGUGAAGGGCACUUGUGCGGUCAGAGGAUGGUCAAACUGCCCUGAAUUUUAAAAGUGUAGCUACAUGCGUGCGGUUUGCUCUAGGUUUGGAGAAGCCUAAACCAAACACUGGAGGGGUGUCGCACACCUCUCAGCUCCAGAGACAAUGAAGGAGAAGUCUAAAAAUGCUGCCCGGACUCGACGGGAGAAGGAGAACAGUGAAUUUUAUGAGCUGGCCAAACUGCUGCCGCUGCCCUCAGCCAUCACCUCACAGCUGGACAAAGCCUCCAUCAUCCGCCUGACCACCAGCUACCUGAAAAUGAGAAUAGUGUUCCCUGAAGGUUUGGGGGAAUCGUGGGGUCAUGUGAGCAGAGCCAGCUCUUUGGACAAUGUGGGCCGCGAAUUGGGAUCCCAUCUACUUCAGACUUUGGACGGAUUUAUUUUUGUGGUCGCUCCGGAUGGGAAAAUCAUGUACAUUUCUGAAACUGCAUCAGUGCAUUUGGGGCUGUCACAGGUAGAGCUGACGGGGAACAGCAUUUAUGAGUACAUUCAUCCCGCUGACCACGACGAGAUGACCGCGGUGCUGACCGCUCACCAGCCUUACCAUUCCCACUUCGUACAGGAGUAUGAAAUGGAACGCUCUUUCUUUCUGAGAAUGAAGUGCGUUCUUGCAAAAAGAAAUGCAGGUUUGACCUGCGGCGGAUAUAAGGUGAUCCACUGUAGCGGCUAUCUAAAGAUACGCCAGUACAGUCUGGAUAUGUCCCCUUUCGACGGCUGCUACCAGAACGUGGGGCUGGUAGCUGUGGGCCACUCGUUGCCCCCCAGUGCAGUGACUGAGAUCAAGCUUCACAGCAACAUGUUCAUGUUCAGAGCCAGCCUGGACAUGAAGCUCAUCUUCCUGGACUCCAGGGUGGCGGAGCUCACUGGCUACGAGCCACAGGACUUAAUAGAGAAGACUCUUUACCAUCACGUCCACAGCUGUGACACCUUCCACCUACGCUGUGCACACCACUUGUUGUUGGUGAAGGGGCAAGUCACCACCAAGUACUACAGGUUCCUGGCUAAGGAGGGUGGAUGGGUAUGGGUUCAGAGCUAUGCAACCAUUGUACACAACAGCAGAUCCUCGAGACCUCACUGUAUUGUCAGUGUCAACUACGUCCUAACGGACACAGAGUAUAAAGGUCUACAGUUAUCCUUAGACCAAGCAACAUCCACCAAGCCAGCCUUCACCUAUAGCAGCCCUACUAACCCAGUCAACGACAGCAGGAAAGGGAAUAAAAGCAGGACGUCGCGCACCAAACCCAAAACACGACUUUCCCCCUACUCGCAUUACCCAGGCUUCCACACAGAGCGCUCAGAGUCGGAUCAGGACAGCAGCCCAUGGGGUGGAAGUCCUCUCACUGACUCUGCCUCUCCUCAACUGCUGGAGCAGAACGAAAGCAUGGAUGCCUCCUGCAUCUAUCGCCAGUUCCCGGAGGCACGCUCACUGUGCUACGGUCUGAAUCUUUCUGAGGAGCACCAUGCUGCUGCUGACCAUCAGAGUCACACUCAUUCGCAGGCGUGCGAGCGGGGGCGCUGUGAGGCAGGCAGAUACUUCUUGGGUACACCGCAGACUGGGCGAGAGGCAUGGUGGGGUGCUGCCCGCUCUGUCUUGCCUCUACCCAAGUCCCCUCCUGAAAACGGGGAGGGCUAUGAGAGUGUGAUGCCCCACAUUGCAUCCAUCCACAGCCUACAUGUGAGGGGCCACUGGGACGAGGACAGUGCAGUCAGCUCGCCGGACGGUGGCUCAGCCAGUGACUCAGGGGACCGCUACCGAGGGGACCACUUCCGCUCGAGUCCUCAGGAGCCCAGCAAGAUUGAGACACUGAUACGCGCCACGCAGCAGAUGAUAAAAGAAGAAGAAAGCCGGCUACAGUUAAGGAAGAGCAGUGCUGAGACACUGGGCCCUGCUAACGGCCUGGCUAAGAACCACGGCUCCUGCUUUAGUGCAGAGUUUCCCCAGGUGGCCCUGCAGAGUGCUGUGUGCCGGGGGCCGGCUCAGGUGAUCAGUCCCGCCCCCAGCCCCGCCCCUCUGUCACGCCUCAGCAGCCCCGGUUCCGAGCGGCUGGCCAAAGCCAAAGACUUCCUACAGACUGAGUUGUCGUCUCCGCAACAGCACCAGCACCAGCUGGCCCUCUCUGGCUCCUGCACCACGUCCCCAACUCCCGCACUCUACCCCUCUCACCCCCGCCAGUACCUGGACAAACACACAGCCUAUUCCCUCACAGGUUACACGCUGGAGCAGCUCUAUGAGGCAGACAGCUUCAGGGGUUAUUCUCUGGGCUGCGCAGGCUCCUCACACUACGAAAUGGCCUCUCACCUGCGCAUGCAAGCCGAACAACCACCCAGUCAUAAAGGGACCUCCGUCAUCAUCUCCAAUGGCAGCUGAUGCUUAGCUCACUCACCGUGAUGGGACUCGAUCCCCAAUCAUCUUUUUCUCCCCAAAGGGACUAAACACUAACUCGUUUUUUUUUUUGUUUGUUUGUUUGUUAGGAGAGCAUUUUAUGUUCCUCUUUGCUUUGCUGUAGACAAAAAAAAAUCCAGAUUUCAGUAUGAAGGGAAUUCCAUUCAUGCAUUUAAAACAUGGUUCAGACGAGGUUAGAAUAUUUUAAAUAGUCAAUAUUUUACACAGCAUAACCCCCCCCCCCCCCCCAAUUUUCGCACAACCGUUUAGGUGAGGAGGGUCAAACUGAAUAAUUAUUAAUUAAUUAAUUAAUUAAUUAAUUAAUUUUACAUAAAAAAUGUUCUAUACAGGAACACGCCCAAACUGUAUUUAAUUAUUAUUGAUGAAGGUGAGUUGAAAUUAUUUUUAAAAAAAAUGAUCAAGUCUCUAUAGUCUAUAGUGAUGCUAUAGUGAUGCUGUUUUUUUUAUUUUUUCUGUCCAUGAAGGAAACAUUUAUAUAAUCUAAUUUCUGAAAGGUUCAUUGUGAUUUAAGUCACUUUGGUCACCUUUUUUAUUCUUUCUAUUAUGCAUUUGAGUGCUCCUGUUUUUAUGCCUUCAUGUCCCCUUGAGUCAUUCUCCUUGCGAAUUAAUCUUAGAAUUUCAACCCUUUUUCCUCAAGUAAAGAAAAAUCAAAUAGAGAUGGGAAAUGAAAUUGUCCUACUGCAUAAACAUACAUCCCUUUUUCAUGCAAAGCAACAUAAAUAGAUAAAGAUUAAAUAAAACCUUUAAACCGUUCAAACUGUUUACAAGAGUUAAUUGCUUUUCCAAAAAAUAUGUUUUGAUGUUUUUGUUUUGGUGGCUUUUUUUGUCAUGAGUUUAACUGGUAGGUUUUAAGUGUUUCAUUGUUUCAGUUACAAAUGAGUCCAAGGUCUUUAGGACAGGAUCCUUCAAGAUAUCAGAAGGUAGAUACUGACUUUAAAAGAAAAUUCCAAUGUUCUUCUUACUAAGCAUAUUUUUACAGUUCCACUCAUUUUGAUAAGUUGUGCUUUUUGUUAUUUCUUAUGGUGAAACCUGAUAAAAAACAAAACAAUUAAAACAAUCAUGGCUUUUUUCACCUCUCUGCACUCGUUUUGGUGUUGUGGGUAGUGAUGCAUUUCUUUUACGUCAUUGUUUUCCACUGCAGCUGAGCCUGUGGACUUUAGCCUUUUUUUCAGGCACAAGAACAGGUAACCAGUCAAAAUAAAUACUCACUAAGUAAAUACUAUAGUACUAAUGUAAUAAUAGAAAUUUUACACCAAAAUGUAUGUAGAAUACAGAAAAAUAUUCAGUUUUAAUUAAUCUGAUAUUAUCUGAUGUUAAAUUAUUGCUGUUGUAGAAAUAGAACUGGAACGAUCGUGCAAUUCUGUGAUCUUUGGAUAAGUUUUGAAAUGAGUCACUGUAAAUCUGUUUUUUUUUUUUUUUUUUUUUUUUUU